Molecule: messenger RNA, 837 nt
Organism: Echinostoma caproni
Lineage: Eukaryota; Metazoa; Platyhelminthes; Trematoda; Plagiorchiida; Echinostomatidae
Source: the annotation of a GenBank genome assembly
AAAAUUUUACAAAAUCCAGUUGAACGGAAAGUUGAAACAUUGUUCGGCAGUCCAUCGGAUGUGCUGAUUGAAGGGACCAUUGAAGGAAUUCCUUGUGUCGUUCUGGCCAGACACGGGAGAAAUCACUCAAUUACGCCAUGCAACGUGAACUAUCGGGCAAACAUUUGGGCUCUGAAAAAAUUGGGGUGCACACACGUUAUCGCUUCCAGUGCGUGUGGCGGAUUACAAAAGUACACUCGACCGGGCGAUUUCCUCAUACUGGAUCAAUUCUACGAUCGUACAUUCGGGCGUGAUCAGAGCUUCUAUGCGGGACGAAAACCGUGCCUGGAAGGUGUGAUGCACGUCCCAAUGGGUCAACCGUUCUGUGAAGAGACACGAAAAGUAAAAUCCGCUCAUCCGUGCGUGCACACCCGUGGCUCGGGACUCACAAUCAACGGGCCGCGUUUCUCUAGUCGAUGCGAAUCGAAAAUUCACCAGAGCUGGGGUAUCGAUGUGGUCAAUAUGACUCUCGUCCCAGAAGUGGUUUUGGCACGCGAAGCUGGUCUGAGCUAUGCAAACAUGUCAAUCGUCACAGACUACGAUUCAUGGAAAACAGAUGUCGAGCAGGUAUGCGUACUUCGUUCGCCUUCUGUUGUUUUUCUUUCAUGUCUGCUCCCUGUUAUAUCACUUCUCUCAAUUACAGACGAAAUCCUUCACUCCAUGUGUAUUGGCUCAGGUUCAUACUUAUUCUCACUGAGACCAGUCCUCAGAAAACAUUACGCCCUAAACAAAUCACAGUACAAUAAUCCUUAUAACAGAAGAAGGUUCAUUGCUUGCAAAUGUACGGGAUACUGUUAG